AUGUAUUCAAUCUUCAACGACACGAUCAACUCAUCUAUCAACGCAUCAUACUUGUCUACUCAUCAGUCCUUGACCCGCAUCAGAGCGCAUAGCUUCUUCAGAGCGAUGAAGCUUCUCUCCAUCUUGGGGCUGCUAUGCAGCACUGGCUCGGUAGUCUCUGGGUCUCAACUUACACAUCGAGCGCCCAAGUGUCCCAAGCCUGAGGGCAGUACUACGGAUGCUCAGAUAAUUGCAGCGUUCAAGUCCUCUGGACAAUGCUUCAGCUACACUGGCGCUGGCAAUCGCGAGAAGAGUAUUGCUCCCUGUGCCGGCGCUGAUGGCUAUUGCCAGAAGGUCAAAGGGGUAGAGAACGCCGCAGCAGGUUGUGAGCUCUUCGUUCCUGAGGGCGUCAAACUUGAUAAGAGUCUCGCCAACAAGGACGAAGAUUGCAACGAAUGUUACGCCGGGCAAUGCACAUGUGAGUGUGAGUUCUGUGAAGAGAUCGCAGAAAUUGUCAUCGAGGGCCUCGAACAGCUGGACAGUGUUAUUUGCGCUGUGAUGCUUUCUUCCUUAACCUCCAUCGCCGACGCCGGUCUCACGUUCAUCCCCGGCGGCCAAGCACCCAAGGCUAUCAAAGCUAUAGUCCAGGGCGCCAAGUCUUUCUACGAGAAUGGGGCAGAAGCGGCGUCAUUCUUUGGGAGCUGGAUCGGCCCUGCAUGCGGGAUACCGGAUUUCAACUUCGAUAUCACAAUGGUGUUUGGGUCUCUCCUCGGCGCCCCUGACUCCAUGUCGCGUGGAAAACCUGUCGGCUGCAAGAAGAAGAACAAGAACGGAUGCCGCGAUGUUAAGCCAGUCCCCGAUCCCACGACGAAGCCAGACCAGCCCACGGUCAAGCCUACCGACAAGCCGCAGCCUACAACGACACCAAAGCCCGCGACGACACCGAAGCCGGAGACAACAUCAGCGCAUACAACAUCCUCGCCUGCCUCAUCCACGACUGAAGCCGGCGCCGGAUGUGCCUACUGCGGCGAGUUCGGAAAGACAAAGGCAGCUCGUGAUGAGAAGUAUCAACUCAUACGGAUCGAUAACCAAGAGAAGGACCAACUGUCGUCGCGAUCAUUGCUUUUGAAAGGACGUGGCCUUGCCGAGAAGGACACCAAGUUUGAUGGGUUUUUGCUCGGCGGUACGUACGAGGUAACGUUAUCCAUGGGAAAGUAUAUGCAGGGAGCCGAUGCCGAAAAGAUUCCGGAAAUCAGCAAGUUUUGGGCGUACAAAGAUCCACAGAAUACGAAUCAGUGCAGCGUGGAGGUGGUGAAAGAUGCCAACAAGGCAAAUGGAAAGAAAUACGACACCGAACACGUCUUUGAAGCCCAAACUGUCAUGCGGUUUCUGUCCUGGCUGAGCAGUGAUUCUGACGGAAAGCUUGGGACUACAUACAAGAUGCCAUCAGCUGCAUGGGUCGUUGACACGUUUUUGUCAUCCGAAGACAGCAAGACCGAAUUCCUUAUCGUUUCGCCUGGCAAGACCAAUGCUGGCGAUCUCUUCACCCCAUCUUCCGGCGAACGAGGGGGUGCCCUGAUUGCCUACGGAUUCGGAAGAUCCGACGGGGUCAAGUCAAUUUCGGGAGGCCAGAACGUUGAGCGUAUUCCAGCCACUCGAGGCAACAAGAACCUUGCCUUACUGGAAAAGGAGAUCAAUAUGGCCAAGGGGAAGUGGUUUGGCAUGAACAGGGUUGCCAGUGACUACUCCAAGAUGAACACACAGUCUAUAUUCCGAACAGAAAUGCGAAGGGGUGUGGCCCCAUUUCAAUUUUUGGGCGCCAGCGACGGCCAGACGGACACCAUCUGGAAGAAAUGGGCCCGCGUUGCGAACUGGAUAGACCUUGUCAUGUACACUUUCGAUCAACAAUACAAAUGGGGUACGCGCGCUGGCGAGCCCAAAAACUCGAAGGGGGAUCCCUCGAUGCGGUCUCUUUGGGCGUACUGGAUCGACAAGGAGCUUGGCGACAUCGAGGCCCUCGCCGCCGCCUGGGCGACACAGUCCGCAACUGUCUUCGACCAAAAGUUCCCGAAGAACAAGCGAUCCGCGGCCGAGGAGAAGUGGAGGAACGAUGCUUUCGGCACCAAUGGCUUUGCUACUGCAGCUAAGCUCAAGUUUCCCCGCCCGGCCGGUCUCUCAGCCGGCGCCUCGAUUUAUGGUGCCUAUGGCUGGAAAGAUGUCACAUUCGAUGCUUCCAACCAGAACCCGAACAUCGGCGUCCCGGACAAGAUCGUUUAG
Molecule: messenger RNA, 2256 nt
Organism: Colletotrichum chrysophilum
Lineage: Eukaryota; Fungi; Ascomycota; Sordariomycetes; Glomerellales; Glomerellaceae
Exons: 5
Coding region: 1-2256 (751 amino acids)
Source: RefSeq, a predicted model, not a curated record